UUCCACUGUCAGUGUGUUUACGUUUCUGGCUGCAGAUGACCGCGACGGUGUAGCAUUCUUUUCUCGUUCUAUUCCCAUUUAGGCGGCUAGAAUCCAGUUAAACAUCAGCUGAAUUUAACAAACAAAACGCGAUGACCACGUGAGUGUGCUAGACAAGUUAGUUUCAGUGGUUCCAUCGAGCAGUGGCACUCGUUUUGCCUACGCUGCUCACACCAAGCUUGAUCCACUUCCCGUCGCGGGGGGUGUGUGUGUGUGACGUAGAACUUUACCCACACUAGCGCAAUCGAACCCGCGCGCCCUGGUAGCAUCGUUUUUAGUGACGUUUACGGUAUUGCGCGCACGCACUCCGUCCACCCUAAUGGAAAAGUUGAUCGGAUCGGGAUCGUCUCGGUAAUUGAGUGAUUAGCAUUAGAGCCAAUGACUGGCUGGCACAACAUUCCGGACUGGUUGCGGAUUAUGGAGCAUAGGUUUGUGAGUGUACUGCUUGUACGUGAUUGAUAACGAUCCUUUGCCCCCCUGUGUCCCAUUGCCAUACAUUCACUUUACGCUCAAUUUCGACCAAUAAUGAUCACCAAGCAGCGAUUGAGCGCUAAUAAUUCUUUAGAUGGCAUGCCCACACCAAUAAGCGACUGUGAAAGUAACAGCGCUGAAACUCCGCUCGACGUCAUGCCUAGCGGUGAACAAUGUAGUAUUGACCAACAAUCAAACGAUUGUACGACGCAGCGUAGAGGAUCCAGCCAGAAGAAACGUCUGCCCGGUUUGCUGCUCUCCGACGACAGUUGCAAUGCAGUUGACAACAUGCUCGGUGUAGACGAGAAACCAACGUGCAAAAACACUCUCCCGGCCAACAAUCUUGAUCUUUCCUUUAACGGGAAAAUAAAACCAUUAACUGCGGAAAGCCAAGGCGUGAUCGGGACGGUGGCAGCGGACACGGUGGAACGAUCCACUAAGGACGAAGCAGAGCUGGAGACCGAUGACAGAAAAAGCAGCGACGACUCGCGUAUCCGCGACGAAAAACUCAACGAAUCGUUCGAACUGUUGACGAAGGAGAAUAAUUCGCUGAGCCAUUAUAAUAACGAAAAGUCGCCGGAUUUGUUUGCGGACGAUGACGAAGAUGACGAUGAGAAUGACGACGACGACGACGGCAACGACGAUGAGGAGGGGCAAAAUGCAUCAGAAAGGAACGGAGAUGGUGGUGGGCAGGGGGAAUGCGAAGCUUACUUGCACCGAACACAGGCACGCACGAGCGGAGCGAGUAUCAAAGAGAUGGAAAGUGCGAACGAAAGCAGCGUGGACCGGACUGAUCGCAUUCUGUUGAAGCGUAUGCAAAUGUCUCUAGCCGGCAUUCCACCACCGCCAGCGCUAACCUAUUCCGAUAUUGAUAUUGGCACCAUGCUUACCAUAUAUCGUAACAACGUUGAACCGUGGCUGGCGACGCAUGGUUUCCGGUCCGGCACGACAAAACCAUUGGAUGACAGUGCCGCCGGGGUCAGCGAACCGGGUGAAAAGCUGCAGCAGCAACCGUGUCUGAUGAAACCGACGCACACCACGGACGAACUGGCUGCGUUAAAGUGGCCCGAACUGACGCACCAUCGGGCACACGGACUGCACUACAACCGGUCAGGCGUUACGGAAACGAUUGAGCUGUUGGGCCUAAAGUACAUCGAACGGUACAUUAGUGCCGAGACGAGCUGUUCCUUCAACAUGACCGUCCUACAGUCGAGUGCGAAAAAACGCAAUCAACGGCUAAAACUGUUAAAUCAAUCGCCCGGAAGAAGGCUGAGCCAUCUGGCCAGAAGGAGGGCAACAUUUUCGUCCGAAAGUUUGCUUAACAACAGCGGCAGCAAGGGGGGCGGCAGCAUCGUUAGCGCCGGAAAGGGCACGAUCGAUGCGGGCGUGCUGAGAAGACUGAAUCCGCACCGGGUGUGCAAUAAUAGACAAGUGCUACUAGAUCCCAAAAAAUCGGACAAUCGUAGGAAAAACAAAAUUAAAACACCGAAACGGCGUACGCCGGGUGGAAAAAAGUCUCCCCGUCGCCGCACGCCGGGCUCAUCCGCGAAAAAGCUUUCCCUACUUCGCACCAACGCUGCUGGUGGUAAAUCGUGCUCCCAGGUGCAUGUGCCAGCAACGCGCGAAUCAUCCAAACGGGCCCUAUUCCUCAGCCCACAGAACGGUGGCACCUCGUCGGCCACGUCCCGGAACGAUCGGGCCGGCAGCAAUAGCAAGCAACUGGAGCGGUCGUUAUUUUCCGACGCACGGGUGUUAAAAUCGAAACGUUCGUUGUUUUCGCCCGUUCGCGGAGCUGCAACCGAAGACAAAGGCAACCCGCCGGCCGCCUCGGCAGCAAGCUCCUCCAGCACGGUCUCGAACAAACGGCGACGCUCAUCGAUUACGGACAGCGGCGAAACCGAUCGGUCUGGCGAACGGACGGAGAAGAUCCGGCGCACGGAAGCGGCCGGACUGACGGAGGAAGACUUGACGCCUCGUUCGCUCAAGUUUGCUCGCAGUAGAAGCUUCUGUGUGGGCGUGCAAAGUAUGACCCUUCCUUCCGCGUCGGCCGUAGAGUGUGCACCGAUCGUCGGCGGAAGACCGCUGAUUCGUGCCAGUUCGGACAUAUGCUCGGAGGAUGGUCCACGGCCAGUGGCGGUGCUGACGGAAAACCACAAAAAGAAAUUGCUUUGGGCUGUCUCGCAAGCACUGCAAAGCAAACAGAUCACGACCAAGCAUGAACUGUUCAAACGGCAUGCCUCCAUCCUGGCACGGGUAGUGAAAAGGCUGUUUCUGGAAUUUAACGAUCAAACCAUCAGCAGUACGAGCGAAAAGAUGUUAAAACUGGCAAACAAGCACGUGUACGAGGUGAUUCAGGGUAAGAGCGAGCACGAGAUUUACUUCCGCGAGAAGACACGCCUCUCGAACGCGCGCAACAUGCAGAAGCUGCAGGGCUACAUUGCGCCCGAAGAGUACGAGCUGCGAAGGCUCAAGCGAACCGCCAGCACGACAUCCUUCGAUGCGACGUCUCCCUUCGACUGUUCGCUAAGCGCCAGCCAAAGCUUCCUGAGCCAAAGCUCCAUACUGUCGCAGGGAAGCUCGUUCGGUGGCGGUUUGUCGCAGCUAUCGCAACCGAACGGCUUCACGCGCGGUGGAGCAGGUGCCGGAUGCGCGGCGGUUGGACAUCUUAAGCCGGCAGCAUCGACGGGCAGCGUGAAUACGGUGGGGCUGCUGGGCGCAAGUAUCGUCGGCAGCCUGAGCUCCUCUACCGCGUUGCGCGAAAACGUGGACAGCGAGCUGCGCCAGCGCUCCACCAAAAAGCAGCUGCUCUUCUCGGGCAAGGACCAGAAAAACCUCAGUCCGUACAGGAUGGACAAGAGUUUGAGCCUCAUUGGGGGCGUAGGAGGAGGUGGGAAUGUGGGCAACAAACUGCUGGUCGGUGGUGCGGCCAACUCGAGCAUUAUGAAAGCGAAGCGACAGAUUUCGUUCGAGUAGCCGUAACGGACAGAACGAUAUCCUGCCUGAGACCUGGUUCGGACCGGUCGGGCCAGUAGCAUUGAUUCAAUGGCAAUCGUAAAAAAAAAAAGAUUAAACAAAAUACUACAUAACGUAACUUAUGACUCUUUUUGCUAAUUAUUUAGGUUUUAAAACACUUUUAAACAUGAUUGUGCGCGUUCAAGGCAGGAAAACCGCACAAAAUAGAUUGUAUAGCAACUAAAUAAUGUUUUUAAAAAAGAAGUCGUUGAUGGCAGCCAAUCACUGGUUCGUUAUUCAACAGAACAUCCAUGCUCGUGUCCUGUACCGAAUGGUCUGUCGACCAUUAGCUCGUAAGCAAUAAAGAGUAUUUCUUGUUUUUUCGUGUUUAAA
Molecule: messenger RNA, 3855 nt
Organism: Anopheles arabiensis
Lineage: Eukaryota; Metazoa; Arthropoda; Insecta; Diptera; Culicidae
Gene: mi
Exons: 6
Coding region: 565-3483 (972 amino acids)
Source: RefSeq, a predicted model, not a curated record